Armigeres subalbatus is the source of this 843-nucleotide messenger RNA. RefSeq lists its product as uncharacterized. Gene Ontology annotation, molecular function: nucleic acid binding. Bases 1 to 843 code for a protein of 280 amino acids. The transcript has a single exon. The record is from RefSeq and is a predicted model, not a curated record. Gene Ontology annotation, biological process: DNA integration. NCBI's taxonomy places the organism in Eukaryota, Metazoa, Arthropoda, Insecta, Diptera, Culicidae.
AUGAAGGGAACAACUGCUGCGAAAACUAUUGAGGCACUAGAGAAAGUAUUCAUCGAACAAACCUACCCAGAAGCGAUCCGUAGCGACAAUGGUCCGCCCUUCGCUAGUGAAGAGUUUGCUCAAUACUGUUUGAGUAAGAAUAUUCGGCUCAUCCACACCAUUCCAUACUGGCCGCAAAUGAAUGGGAUGGUGGAGCGGGAGAAUCAAGGCGUUUUGAGAGCAUUACGCAUUGCCAGGGCUACUGGGGUGGAUUGGCGCAAAGCUAUCCGGGAUUAUGUACAUAUGUACAACACCACACCGCAUUCUAUGACAGAGAAGGCACCAUUGGAAUUGCUUAUGGGGCGACCAGUGAAAGACCUACUUCCCUCACUGCGGACGGAACCUACAAUACUUCGAGAUGAAGGAGUAAGGGAUAACGAUGCCAUGAAGAAACUUAAAGGGAAGCUUUAUGCGGACGAACAUAGACACGCGAAACCAUCGAGCAUUGAAAUAGGUGAUUUUGUCAUGCUGAAGAGCUAUGAAAGCGGAAAGUUGGAGCCAAACUUUCAACUGGACCGCUUCAAGGUAGUUGAGCGUACUGGUAAUGACGUGAUUGUAGAAAGCGAAGAAGGUGUGCAAUAUCGCAGAUGUGUAACACACUUGAAAAAAUGGCCGAAAGCAACACAUACGUACACAGAGCACCGGGUAUCUGAAAACGAACCAGAGCAGGGUCCGAAACCGUCAAAUUUGCCGGGAACAAAGAAGUCGGAAGGAAAGCGUGGAUCAGGAGAAAACACACUACAGGAGCCGUCAUCUAAACGUCCAAUCAUAAUGACGAAAAAACCAUCACGAUUCAAUGUUUAA